AUGUCUGAAAAUGAAACUGAAUUAUUUCAUCAAAAUAAAAAAGCAGCAGAAAAUGGUGAAGAAGUUGCAAUGUAUAAUUUAGCAACUAGUUAUUAUAAUGGAAAAGGGACAGAAAAGAAUUUAGUAAAAGCCUUCCAUUGGUAUCAAAAAGCAGCAGGAAAAGGUUAUUUUGAUGCAAUGAAUAAUUUAGCUAUAUGUUAUACAGAUGGAGAGGGAACAGAAAAAAACUUAGAAAAAGCCUUCUAUUGGUAUCAAAAAUCAGCAGAAAAUGGUAAUCAAUAUGGAAUGAAUUGUUUAGCCAAGUGUUAUAUUAAUGGAAUAGGAAUAGAAAAGAAUUUAGAAAAGGCCUUCUAUUGGUAUCAAAAAUCAGCAGAAAAUGGUAAUCAAUCUGGAAUGAAUUAUUUAGCCAUGUGUUAUAUGAGUGGAACAGGAACAGAAGAGAAUUUAGUAAAAGCCUUCUAUUGGUAUCAAAAAUCAGCAGAAAAUGGUAAUCAAUCUGGAAUGAAUUAUUUAGCCAUAUGUUAUAAAAUUGGAAGAGGAACCGAAAAUGACUUAGAGAAAGCCUUCUAUUGGUAUCAAAAAGCAGCAGAGAAUGAUCCAUUUAUAAUGAAUGAAUUAGCCGAAUGUUAUAAAAAUGGAGAAGGAACAGAAAAAAACUUAGAAAAAGCCUUCUAUUGGUAUCAAAAAUCAGCAGAAAAUGGUAAUCAAUUUGGAAUGGAUAAUUUAGCCAUAUGUUAUAAAAAUGGAGAAGGAACAGAAAAAAACUUAGAAAAAGCCUUCUAUUGGUAUCAAAAAUCAGCAGAAAAUGGUUAUCAAUUUGGAAUGAAUAAUUUAGCCAAAUGUUAUAAAAAUGGAGAAGGAACAGAAAAGAAUUUAGAAAAAGCCUUCUAUUGGUAUCAAAAAGCAGCAGAAAAAGGUUAUAAUGAAGCGAUGAAUAAUUUAGCUAUCCCUAUAAAAAAAGAAAAUUCGGAAUUUGUCCUGAAAAGUAUGGAAAAUGGUAUAUGUUAUAAAAAUGGAGAAGGAACAGAAAAAAACUUAGAAAAAGCCUUCAAUUGGUAUCAAAAAGCAGCAGUAAAUGGUGUUGUAGAUGCAAUGGUUUAUUUAGCCAUGUAUUAUGAAUAUGGACUAGGAACAGAAAGAAAUUUUAUAAAAGCUUUCUAUUGGUAUCAAGAAGGGGCAGAAAAUGGUAGUGGGUUUGGAAUUAGUAAAUUAGCCAUGUGUUAUAAAAAUGGAACAGGAACAGAAAAGAAUUUAGAAAAAGCCUUCUAUUGGUAUCAAAAAGAAGCAGAAAAAGGUUAUCAAUAUGGAAUGAUUAAAUUAGCCAUGUGUUAUGAAGAUGGAAAAGGAACAGAAAAGAAUUUAGAAAAAGCCUUCUAUUGGUAUCAAAAAGGAGCAGAAAAUGGUAGUCAAUUUGGAAUGAAUAAUUUAGCCAUGUGUUAUGAAUAUGGAAAAGGAACAGAAAAGAAUUUAGAAAAAGCCUUCUAUUGGUAUCAAAAAGGAGCAGAAUAUGGGGAUGGAAAAGCAAUGAAUAAUCUAGCCAUAUGUAAUAAAAAUGGAAAAGGGACAGAAAAGAAUUUAGAAAAAGCCUUCUAUUGGUAUCAAAAAGCAGCAGAAAAAGGUUAUAUUGAUGCAAUGAAUAGUUUAGCCAUAUGUUAUAAAAAUGGAGAAGGAACAGAAAAAAACUUAGAAAAAGCCUUCUAUUGGUAUCAAAAAGCAGCAGAAAAAGAUGUGUAUAAGAGACAGGAAUAUGGGGAUGGAAAAGCAAUGAAUAAUCUAGCCAUAUGUAAUAAAAAUGGAAAAGGGACAGAAAAGAAUUUAGAAAAAGCCUUCUAUUGGUAUCAAAAAGCAGCAGAAAAAGGUUAUAUUGAUGCAAUGAAUAGUUUAGCCAUAUGUUAUAAAAAUGGAGAAGGAACAGAAAAAAACUUAGAAAAAGCCUUUUAUUGGUAUCAAAAAGCAGCAGAAAAAGGUUAUAUUGAUGCAAUGAAUAAUUUAGCCAUAUGUUAUGAAAAUGGAGAAGGAACAGAAAAAAACUUAGAAAAAGCCUUCCAUUUAUAUCAAAAAGCAGCAGAAAAUGGAGAUAAAGAAGCCCAAUUUAAUUUAGGUGUAUGUUAUGAAGAAGGAAUUGGUAUUGAAAAAGAUGAAGUUAAAGCCUCUUAUUGGUAUCAAAAAGCAGCUCAACAAGGAUUUAGCAAUGCACAAUAUAGACUUGGAUUCUUUUACAAGAUUGUUAAAGGAGUGAAAGAAGUUUUAAAAAAUCCGUUUAAAAUAGUAGAAAAAGAAAGUUUGAGCGCAAAUAAAUGGAUUGAAAAUGCUUUAAAAUGUGAAAAAGUUAAAUUUAUAUCUUAUAAAGAAUUAAAAAAUGUAGAACCACUUGAUGCAGGAAAGUUUGGAGAAAUAUCAAAAGCAAUUUGGACUAAAACUAAUAGUUAUGUUGUUUGUAAAAAAUUAUUUAAUUCAACUUAUAUUAAGAAUGAUAAGUUAGAUGCAUUUACUCAUGAACUAAAAAUGCAUAUGCAACUUGAUUAUAGUGAAAGAAUUAUACGUUGCUUUGGUAUUAGUUUAGAUCCAAAUACAAAUGAUUAUCUUCUUAUUAUGCAGUAUGCUAAUGAUGGAUUAAAUUAUUUGCAUUAUGAAAAUAUUUUACAUAGAGAUCUUCAUUCUAAGAAUAUAGUCAUUCAUGAAAGUAAUGCUAAAAUCACAGAUUUUGGUAUUUCAAAAAACCAAAAUAAUCAAACUUCAGCUUAUAUUGGUAAUUUUGGUGUUGUUGCUUAUAUGGGACCAGAACGUCUUAAAAAUUCAGAAUCUCCAUCUCCAUAUACUAAAUCUUCAGACAUCUAUAGCUUUGGUGUAUUAAUGUGGGAAAUUUCUAGUGGUCAUCUUCCAUUUAAAGAUAAUGAUAAUAUAGUUACACUUACUGUUUCUAUUAUUACUGGUAUUCGUGAAGUUACAGUUCCUGAUACUCCUGAAGAAUAUGAGAAACUCUAUAAAAAAUGUUGGAAUCAAGAACCUGAAAAAAGACCAUCUAUUAAUGAAAUAUUAGAUGAAUUUGAAAGGAUGGGUUUCGGGAAUAAUGCUACAAGCAAAUUGGUUGAAGUAUUACAAAUGUUUGCGAAACAGUUUGUUAAGUGGUUCGUACUUCGUACUGAAUAUGAAUUGUCUUAUAAAGCAGAAAAAGGAACAGGAGCUGGUACAAUUUUGGAAGAAGAAGAGGAAUUUGAAGAAUUUAUAGGAGAGAUACUGCUAAUUUAUAAUAAUAAAUUAUUUGUAUCUUUGUUAGAAAAGUUUAGAGAUAUCAGAGAUACUGAAUCUGUGAGCGAAGAUGAUGAAUCUGAACUAACUGCCAAGCAAAAAAAUAAAUAA
Rhizophagus irregularis DAOM 181602=DAOM 197198 is the source of this 3360-nucleotide messenger RNA. Lineage: Eukaryota; Fungi; Glomeromycota; Glomeromycetes; Glomerales; Glomeraceae. The record is from RefSeq and is a predicted model, not a curated record.